AUGUCUGUUCGACCUGUCAUCGUGAUCGCUGGUGUUGGCAACGGCACAGGUGCGUCUACUGCCCGCGUCUUCUCCAAGCAAGGACAUCUCGACAAGUUCACCUCGGAACUGAAGCAAGCAGGCGGGGAGGCGCGGCAUUCCCCGUCAGGACUACUCGUACGGCGCGGUCAUCUCUGUAGUCGAGGGCAUCGAAGUACCAAUGGCCAUCUCCCGAGAAAGCCGAAUCCGCGUCGCCCUGUGGAACGCGCCUUCGGGGCGUGGAAGAGCUUCCUGGACAUCACCGAACAGGACGUCCACGACUCGGUCGACGCUAACUUCGUCGCGCCGUUCGCGUUCUCGCGCCAGAUCAUCCUGGCGUUCCAGGAGAACGACCUGAACGAGCUGGGCAAGAGGGGACCCUGCUCUUCACCGGCGCCACGCGAGCUGGAGGGCAACGUGACCACCAGCAGCUUGAGCAAGGAGUUCGGGAAGCAGAACAUCCAUGUAAGCUUGGUUGACACUCACACACCUACAGGCAUCCUCACCGACCGAUCUCUUACCCGCCACACCGAGCCGGAGGCGCAGAAGCAGUUCGCGGAGAACGCAGACAUCCGUCUUGACGCGGAGAGCAUCGCGAAGCUACCUUACCUGGCCAACCAAGACCGCUCUGCAUGGACUUGGGAGCUCGACCUCCGCCCGGCGCACGAGAAGUGGUGA
Fomitopsis serialis is the source of this 696-nucleotide messenger RNA. RefSeq lists its product as uncharacterized. The transcript has 8 exons. The record is from RefSeq and is a predicted model, not a curated record. The coding region runs from base 1 to 696 and encodes 231 amino acids. Lineage: Eukaryota; Fungi; Basidiomycota; Agaricomycetes; Polyporales; Fomitopsidaceae.